UCAGGUUUUUGUUUGUUUGUUUGUUAUUUUUUCUUUCCUUGUUUAAUUCCAAGUCUCAAAUAAGUUAACAGCUUAUUGACGAAAGGAUUCAGAAUUUUUGUUUUCUUUAAAUGUCGUUCCUAAAUGAAAUACUGUCCUACAGAAGCUUGGUGUAUGCUAUAGCUGGGGCUACCGGUGGUGUUAUAUCAUUAGCCAUUUGUUAUCCUCUUGAAACUGCAAGAACACAAAUUCAAGUUGAUAAUGAUGGCCAAAAGAAAAAAACGUUUCCUCUCUUAAAGAAAAUUGUCCGUGAAGAAGGAAUUUUUGCAGUCUAUCGGGGUUUCCGUUCGACAAUACUCACCCUCUGGUCCUCUUACUUAAUAUAUUUUUAUGUAUUCAACACACUUAAGAGCAUAGUCCCCACAGACAAGCAGAACUGGUUCUCUCUGAAAUACCUACUAUUUGGCUAUUUGGCAGCUGUAGUCAAUGUGCUGAUAACUACACCUUUCUGGAGUGCUUCAACUCGAUUAAGGAUGCAAGGAGUAAAACUUGAUAGCCCAAAAUUUAAAUAUAGCAAACAGAAACAACUGUAUACUGGCAUUUUGGAUGUCAUCCAUGAUGUUAUCAAGAGAGACGGUUUUCUUAAUUUGUGGAAUGGAAGCCUAGCAUCUUUUGUUUUAGCCUCAAACCCUGCCAUCCAAUGUCUUUUUUAUGAAACUCCCAAAAGAUAUCUUCAACAUGCUUUAGGAAAACAGGAACUUAAUGGUGUUGUGUAUUUCUUUCUGGGAGCUUUCUCGAAAAUAAUUUCCAACUGUAUCACUUAUCCUCUUCAAGUUGUUGAAUCAAAACUCAGGUGUGGUCUUGAAAGCAAAGAAAACCAAACAACAUGGAAAGUGUUACUUCAUAUGAUCAGAUUUGGAGGAUUCUCAUCACUGUACAGUGGAUUUGAAGCCAGACUACUUCAGAGCUUUCUUAGUGGUGCCAUUACCUUUCUACUGUACGAGAAAAUAUCAAUGUUUGUAUUUAAAUUAAUGGGUAUCAAAUACCAGCUUGCUGAACAUCCGCAAUAAGGAAUGUCAGUGUUGUUUUUGCCUCAGCUCAGCUGUUUCAAGCAGACCUGUUACCAAAAGUAGUCCGGUUGUGACUACAUUCGUUUGGGGAAUAUGUUACACUACAUUACCUAAUAUUCUUUCCUGAUUUAAUAAGGUUAGAUAUGAUGAUUUGAAGGAGAGUUGGUUGUUAUUUCUAGCAGAGCAAGAGACCACCUUAGUGGCUUGCUUGUUUGUUCAACUCACAAAUUUCUCUUAACAUUCCUUUCCAUUAUUAUUUUUGGCAAGUUCAAUCUGUUGCAAUACUUCUUAUCCAUAAUUUCAGUUCUAACAAGUUUAUUGUAAUAUUACCCUUCCAUAUUUGGUUUUAUUGAAUGUCUUCCAUUAGUUCCUCCAACAGUUUUCCUCUCACUCUCAUUUAAUCUUCCACUUUUAUUACCUCAUUUCCACCAGAGAUAUUCUUACAUUCCAUUCUUCAUCUAUUGAAUUUGUUUUCUCAUUCACCACAGUUAUAUUAAGUCUUAUCCUCCACUCUCAUUAAGACUGAUGUACUAGCCCCGUUCUCUCCUGUCAUUACUUUAGUUCUUACAUUUUAGUUCUAUCACAUACUUCCUCCUCUCUUAAUCUAACCCCCUAUUCAGUCUCAUCUAACUCUCCACUCAUAAUGAGUGUCUUAUCUAACUCUCCACUCAUGUUGAGUGUCUUCUAAUAUUUCAUUCUUACUGAAUCUAAUCUAACCUCUUAACUGAAUCUAAUCUAACCUCUUAACUGAAUCUCAUUUAACUCUCUACUGCUGCACAAUGUUUUCUGACUUUCUCUUACUAUAGACUCAAUUCUAUUCAGCUGAACCUUUCGCUCUCUUAUUACCCUGAGUCUAUUGCAUUUGUUGUAAUACCCAACUUCAUUUAUGUUGAGAAAAAUUAUCUAACCCUAUAGUCCAUAAUUCUAUAAAGCAAUUACUAUACAAAGCAUAGAUCCAAAGCAAUUUUCAUGUGAUACACUCCACAGGAUACAUUAAUUGAUAUGCUUUAUGGCAUGUGGCAUAAUUUCCUUCAUGUAGUUUUACCAAUGCUACAUGAGAAUGUUUUAUUUCAGAUAUCAGUUGAUAUUUCUUAUAAUAACUACUGUAGAAGCAGUCUAAGUGAAUCUAUAGGGGCUCUGAUUACACCAAAGCUAAAUCAGGCCAAAUAAGAUUUCAAAUAAUAACUCAUCAAUUAUUGAACCUGUAUUUUCUCUCAACCCAAAAUAUAUUUUAAAGCAAGACUGAAUAUAUUUGUUGUUAUGGAGAAUUAAUCAACUCUUACAAUGCUACUUUUAUUACUCUACUUCUGAGUGUUUUAACACUUCAUUUUAUUGACUCCAGUAUUAUCAAGACUGGUCUGAUAGCUGAAUUCGCUUCUGUCAUUAUUUCAGUUCUAACAUUUCAAUUCUAUUACAUCCUCUAUUCCAUUAUUUCUCUGCAAGUACUGCUAAUAUUUGAUAAUUCCAUUGUAUAUGUCCCGUUCUUCCAAUGCAACUGUCAUUUCGAGCCACUACAGAAACUAAGAAAAACAGCUUUACAUUGAAUGAUAUAUAUCACCAAUAGUAACAUUGUCACUCAUUAACCUUUGUUAAAUGUCAUCUUUAUUAUCCUGACUGUUUUCUCUUAUUUAUUUAUACAUUGAUUACACACAAAUGUGACAUUGGACUCUUUUACUGGUUCCAGUCACCAGAAUCUGACUAUUUUGUGGACAUUGUUUACCAGUCAUUUAUUAUCAAUUUUACUCAGCAACUAGCAGCUGUGCUCACCUUUGGUCAAGUUUAAUAUCUAAAAUAAAUAUGAAUUCACUAUAUUUUUGGAUAAAUUGCUUUAAAAAAAAUUGCCAACAAUCCUUAUUUGGUUAAUGAAUGUUAAUUUAUUCAGAAGCUGAUUCAAGUAAAGCUUUGUAAAGGUGUGCAAAAGAAAAUUAAACAAAAAAAGUAUAGAACCAAAAAUAAACACUUUGUCUUUUGUUUUUUGCAUUUUUCUUUUAAAACACUUCAACUCAUCGUCCAUGCACACUAACACUGCACAUCCAAUGGAGCAGGUUUCAUUUCUUAUGAACCUUUGCAU
This is a messenger RNA of Octopus bimaculoides (California two-spot octopus), 3120 nucleotides long. Its product is annotated as peroxisomal membrane protein PMP34. Gene Ontology annotation, biological process: transmembrane transport. The record is from RefSeq and is a predicted model, not a curated record. NCBI's taxonomy places the organism in Eukaryota, Metazoa, Mollusca, Cephalopoda, Octopoda, Octopodidae. Gene Ontology annotation, cellular component: peroxisomal membrane. Gene Ontology annotation, molecular function: ADP transmembrane transporter activity; NAD transmembrane transporter activity; ATP transmembrane transporter activity.